Planococcus citri (citrus mealybug) is the source of this 4041-nucleotide messenger RNA. RefSeq names its product GTPase regulator associated with FAK (gene Graf). Gene Ontology annotation, biological process: signal transduction. The record is from RefSeq and is a predicted model, not a curated record. The coding region runs from base 367 to 3075 and encodes 902 amino acids. Gene Ontology annotation, molecular function: GTPase activator activity; protein binding. Lineage: Eukaryota; Metazoa; Arthropoda; Insecta; Hemiptera; Pseudococcidae. Gene Ontology annotation, cellular component: cytoplasm. The transcript has 23 exons.
GCUGAGAUUUUUUUUGCCUAAAUUGCAUAAGUGUUUUGUGUGCGUGUUGUGUUGUUUUCGUGUUCGUCGUAUUAUUUUGUGAUUAUUUGAUUACUAAUUAAUGAUCGUAUCGUAUUUUUAUUAAAUAAUUUUGACGAAUCGAUGAAAAUUGAUUUAAAUUUGUGCAAUUUGAGUAUUGGUUUGUUUGGAAUUUUAUAACAUCGAUGUUACAAAUUUUUUAUCACUUGUGUGACAUAGUGCAUUUUUUCGAAUAUCGUGUUUGUGUGUAUUCGUUUGUUUUUGUGAUUACUUAAUUUCGAAUUUUUAUGUGAAUCGUGUUCGGAAAUUUGAUAUUUUAUCCCGGUUACCGACGAGAUUGCAGCGAAAAUGGUUGUACGUUUGCAGCCUCUCGAGUUCACUGAUUGUGUCACCGAUAGCCCAUUUUUUCGUGAUAAUUUGCACGCUCACGAAAGGGAAUUACAGAAAACUAGUCAACAAAUAAAACGCUUAAUUAAAGAAGUUAAAGACCUCAUAAAUGCGGCCAAACAUUUAUCGAGAGCGCAACGAAGUUUAUCGGUAUCUUUACAAAACUUCAGUUUUGAAUGCAUCGGUACAACACAAACCGACGAUGAACUUGUUAUCACCAAAUCAUUGGCAGAAUUUGGGCGGCUUAUUGCGGCCAUUGAAGAUGAACGAGAUCGUAUGCUCGAUCGCGCAUACGAACAAAUUAUAAUGCCAUUGGAGAAUUUUCGAAAAGAUCACAUAGGAGGUGUAAAGGAGGGCCGCAAAAAAUUCGAGAAACAGACGGCCAAGUUUUGCCAGAGUCAAGAAAGAUAUUUGAAUUUAUCGACUAAAAAGCAAGAUUCCGUAUUACAAGAGGCAGAUGCGACGUUGGAAAUGGAACAGAGACAUUUUUGUCAAGCCAGUCUUGAGUACGUUUUUCUCUUGCAAGAAGUUCAAGAAAGAAAGAAAUUCGAAUUCGUGGAAACUCUGUUAAGUUUCAUGUUCGGAUGGUUAACCUUUUAUCAUCAAGGCCAUGAAGUAGCCGAAGAUUUUAAACCGUAUAUGCGAGAAUUGCAAUUGCGUAUACAAAAGACUAGAGAAAAUUUCGACGCUACUCGGGAUAAAACUGAGUCACUUAUGAAAAAAAUGCUGGAACUGAGACAAAUGAAACCUACAGAUCCAGUUAAAUCGAGUAAAACGUAUACAAGAGAAGGCUAUUUGUAUCUUCUCGAAAAAAAAGCAUUAAUUGGCACAACGUUUUGGACGAAGCAUUAUUGCAUGUAUGAGAGAGAUACCAAGCAAUUUAUGCUAAUACCGUACAAUCAAAUGACCGGAAAAUCGAAUACGUCGGAAAAAAUCACCGUUUCGUCGUGUACAAGAAGAAUGUCUGAUUCGAUAGAUAAACGAUUUUGUUUCGAUAUUACGUCAGACGACAGGCCAGGUAUAGUUUACACGUUUCAAGCACUUAGCGAAGAAGAUCGUAAAUUAUGGAUGGAUGCGAUGGAUGGCAAAGAACCGACUUACGGCGUACCUGUUGUAAAUAAAAUGCCGAAACCGGAAGAAAGAUAUCUAGACGAAGUUGGCUUCGCGUUUGUUAACAAAUGUAUAGAAGUAUUAGAAUCUCGAGGUUUAGAUGAACAAGGCUUAUAUCGAGUAGUUGGCGUUAGUUCUAAAGUUAGUAAAUUAUUAUCAAUGGGCCUGGAUAGAAGAAAAGGUGAAAAAUUAUGCCUGGAAGAUUCUCAAGAAUGGGAAAGUAAAACGAUCACGAGCGCUUUAAAGACUUAUCUGCGUAAUCUGCACGAGCCUUUGAUGACGUUCAAGUAUCAUAAUUCUUUCAUCUUGGCUGCUAAACAAGAAACCAGAACGAAUCGAAUCAACGAGGUGCAUUUCUUGUUGCAUAAAGUUCCACAGCAGAAUUUCAACAUGUUGGAUAUUUUGAUAAAGCAUUUAACCAACGUUGUUGCUCACAGUGAUAAGAAUUUAAUGACUGUUAGUAAUUUAGGAGUUUGUUUCGGACCCACGUUACUGAGACCCGAAGAAGAAACCGUAGCUGCAAUUAUGGAUAUUAAAUUUUGUAAUAUAGUCGUUGAGAUUCUGAUAGAAAAUUAUCAUAAGGUGUUCAAAACAUUACCGGAAAUCGAGAGAUCGGAAUCGGUGGAAUCGUCGCCUCAAAAUCAUUCAAACACGAGGUCUUCGCCUCCUCCAUCAACUCCUUCUCCGGCACCACCGAUGGUCCACGCCAGACACAAACAAAUAGUUCAAAACGCUCCGUCGUUAACUCAUGCUGUGAUUACUAGAACGUAUUGUGAUGGUCCUAUGUUGAGCGCGAGUUUACAUAAUGUGGCAACAGCGACAAAUAAUUCGUCUUCGUCGGCUCCAUCGUCUCGAGAUCGAGCCGACAGUUACGCCAGUAUGCUUACGCACAGCGUCGAUCGUGAUAAUUAUGUAUCAGUUGCUCUGCCUUUACAAACCAAAGUUUACCAUUCGCAGUCUAGACCAAUGCUAAAUCGAGCACCGGCGUCGGGUGUAUGUGCCGGAAUGCCUGCGUAUUCGGAAACUAAUAUUCAUAAUUUACGUAAUAGUUCUGCGUAUAAUGUAAACUCUCAUCAUUUUAAUAAAUCUAUAACGCAUCCGUCUCAACAACCGCCUGCUCCUCCUCCGAUGUACUAUACGCCACCGUUGAUAGGCUCGGAGAAUUUAAACAGUACCAGUAGUUCGAAUGAAUCAGUCGCGUCGUUAUCGUCAAGAGAUAUCAAUAACCACAAUAACUAUAAUGAUAGGAUACCGCAAAAAAAUAAGAGAAGUUCAGCUAUGGGUAUUCACUAUGCAUCCAGCUACAAACCUUACGACUCUGUGGUAAGUGUGGCCGCCAGUCCGGUAAUUAGCGGCAGAACUAGUCCUGUUUAUACAUCUAACAUAAGACAAGUACGAACGUUAUACGCAUGUCUGGGAGAAAACGAUGGUGAAUUGUCAUUUGAACCAAAUCAGAUAAUUACAAAUGUUCGUUCAUCAAUGGAACCAGGCUGGCUGGAAGGUACUUUGAACGGUAAAACGGGAUUAGUACCGGAGAAUUACGUAGAAAUAUUGCCAUAAUGUCUGCGUUUACCUUUAAAGCCACCUCGUUUUUUGUUGACUAAAAAGAAAAUUUUAUCCAAAGACCAGAAAACGGACGAUGUACCAAAGCGUAUUAUAAAUUAAGAUUAUUUAUUUUACCGGUUAUGUAUUUUUACGAGCAUGCGAGUUAUUCUCGCUGUUUGUAUUUUGUCGUGUAUGGUGUUUUUACGAAUUUUUAAAAAAUUCAUUCAUUUAAAUAAUCAAACGACGAUGAGCUGUUUAAACAUUCUAUUUGACUACCUCUAGGUACCAGGUACUCUGUAUCUUGGUAUGGUUCAUUAUAUACGCAAUCAUUCUAGACAUAUCAUUGAUAAAUUUUAACGAAAUAGAAUUUUUAAUGUAUUUUUAACGUGUGUACCUACCUUUUCCUUUUCUCUCGUUUUGAUUCGGUUUGUAAAUACAUAUUAGGUACCUAGUGAUGAAAUUUUUAAAGUGACAAUUUCAUUCGAUCGAAGAAAGCUAGACUGCGAAGGAUUUAUUUAUUUAUCCGCUGUAGUUCCUAUUUUUAAUUUUUUUUUCCUCUGUAUAUUAUUAUAUUAACACCAAGAAUCAACACACAUUUCGACCAUUAUUGAGAUAUGUGCAUUUUUUUCUCUCUUUUUUAUAUUCAAAGUUCUGAAGAAUUUUCAAAUUUUUUUUUUAGAUAACGUUUUCUUCUUUUUUUUCUUUUUUAUAAAAGAACACCAAUUUUUUAACGUAUUUUUUAUUUAACGUUAUAAGUUUACCAGUUUAAUAAUUAUGUACACUGUGCAAUAAUAAAUCAGAUUACCUGAUAGGUAGUAGUUAAUUUUGUUAUUUCUUUUUUUUUAUUUUAUAACGAAGAAUUUAUUGUAAAUAUUGUUUUUCUUUUGUUUUAUUGUUUUAUAUGUGUUUCCUUUUUUGUUAUGCGAAAAAAAAAGAAUAUUUUAAUGAUAAUCGCGUUAAUAAAAAUUGAUUUAUAAUGAA